Molecule: messenger RNA, 1257 nt
Organism: Carica papaya (papaya)
Lineage: Eukaryota; Viridiplantae; Streptophyta; Magnoliopsida; Brassicales; Caricaceae
Source: RefSeq, a predicted model, not a curated record
CAUCACAGAGUAAAAAAAAAGUUUAAUAAAAACCGAAAAAAGGCAGCUCCAGCUCCAGAGCUUCUCCUUGUUUCAUCUGAUCUCCACUCUUCUCCUUCCAACCCAAAAACCAUGGAAGACGAUCAGCUUUACGCGCUGUCAUCAACAACAGGAGAUUACAUGCACCCACCGGAGACCAUGGAGUGUCCGCCCAGUAUCUGCCAAGGCUUUCUGGGUUUUCCCGCUUUUGCGUCCACCGACCCCAUGUCCGACGACGCUUCAAUGGUGGCCCAGAUUCAGAGGGUGGGGUCAGAGGAGGAUGUCUCCAGUGCAAUUAGGGCCAAAAUUGCUUCUCACCCAUUCUACCCUAAGCUCCUCCAAGCUUAUAUCGAUUGCCAGAAGGUAGGAGCGCCGCCGGAGGUAGUCGAAGUGUUGGAUGAAAUCAAGGGGGAAAGCGACGUCGUUUGUAAGAAAACCAAUGUCGUCCCUUCUUGCUUGGGCGCUGAUCCUGAACUCGACUACUUCAUGGAAACAUAUUGCGAUAUUCUGGUGAAGUAUAAAUCGGAUCUGUCUCGGCCUUUCGAUGAAGCGACGUCGUUUAUCAACAACAUACAAACGCAGCUCGCCGAUCUCUGCAACGGAGCUUCCACAACUAACCCUCUCGAUAGUAAAGGAGGUGGAUCAUCUGAGGAAGAAUUGAGUGGAGGUGAUGAGAUGGAUGUAACGGAGUGUUCGAGAAUGGUGGAGGAUCGUCAGCUGAAGGAGAAACUGUUGAGUAAAUACAGUGGUUAUAUUAGCAGUCUUAAGCAGGAAUUUUCUAAGAAGAAGAAGAAAGGGAAACUACCCAAAGAGGCAAGGCAACUCUUGUUUGACUGGUGGAAUCUUCAUUACAAAUGGCCUUACCCCACGGAAGCUGAUAAGACUGCAUUGGCUGAGACAACGGGUCUAGAUCAGAAACAGAUAAACAACUGGUUUAUAAAUCAAAGGAAGCGCCAUUGGAAACCAUCUGAGAACAUGCAGUUUGCUGUUAUGGAUAGUCUAUACGCACCCUUUUACAUGGACACCUAGCCUACCUCAUCAUGCAAUCUCCUUACUUACCUAUAUAUAUAUAUAUGUUAUAUGUAUUUCCCACUUAAAUCCUUCUGUAAAUUCUCUGAUACUCACCGUUUAGCUUUUGCAAAUUACAAUGGAAAGUCCUAGUGUAUCUGGGCUUUAAGAAAACUUAAAGCGUGGUAAUACUGCCGGCGCUUUUCUUCUCCGUUGUUUAGGCUAAUUUAA